UCCGCCCACUCCUUGCUGUUUUCAAACAGGUCCGCAGCCAGAGAAUAUAAGCUCUUGCUGGCGGGCUCUGUAAGAGCGUUUUCUCUUGUUUCCUUGUUCACUGGGUGGAGACGAUGUCUGGACGUGGCAAAGGCGGCAAAGGGCUCGGAAAGGGCGGCGCUAAGCGACACCGCAAGGUCCUGCGAGACAACAUCCAGGGCAUCACGAAGCCCGCCAUCCGGCGCUUGGCUCGGCGCGGCGGCGUCAAGCGCAUCUCGGGGCUCAUCUACGAGGAGACUCGCGGUGUCCUCAAAGUGUUCCUGGAGAAUGUGAUCCGCGACGCCGUCACCUACACCGAGCACGCCAAGCGCAAGACGGUCACGGCCAUGGACGUGGUCUACGCGCUCAAACGCCAGGGCCGCACUCUUUAUGGCUUCGGCGGCUGAGCGCGUCCACCGGCUCUAGGCCUUCCUUUUUUCUCUGGCAUCACCACCCCUAACCCAAAGGCCCUUUUCAGGGCCCCCAAAGCAUCAAAAAGGAGCUGUGGAGACUUAAUCGGGAUAGGAGGCAGGUUACCUUAAGGAGGCUAGGUCGCUUAGGGAUUACCAGUGCGGCUAGCAUUGUUGUACAUGCAAAUCAAGCUACGUGGAAGCACGUUCUCAUUGGACCGGUGGGCCUCGUGGCUCCGCCCCCCGGCUGGGGAACGUAAUCAGUAAGCUUGCUGAGUGCUGUUGGUCUGCGUGAAUGAUUUUUCUUUGCUUGUUUCUGGGUGCCAGGCCGAAAGCUGGCGACGCUUGAACGGAGCCCCAGGGCUCGGUGGCUGCGUCCCGCUCUGCGACCUCUAGACCUCGGAAGUGGCGGUCGCUCACCAGAGGGAAAAGUCUGAAGAUCCACGUUCCUUAAUGGCAGCGAGAAUGAGGACUGGGGCGGAGGCUUGGGACCCCAUUAAAGUGAUCCUGCAGCGUAAACUCGGCUUUGUUCGCUGUAGCCAUUUCCCUGCCUUAACGAUGUGCCUUUGACAAGGGAGGGCUCGGGGUCGUACUUUAGGUCAGGCUGGUCAGCUUCCCGAGUUCGGAUUUCACAGACCUGGCUGUAAGUCUUAUUUUAAGAAUGUCUUUAAGUCUCCAGAGAGGAGGGAUUAAAGAACCCGAGCUACUCUUAACAGAAGUCCUGAGUUGAUUUCUCAGUAUCCAAGUAGGUUAGCUCACAGUCACCUGUAGCUCCAGCGCCAGAGCAUCAAGAUGCCUUUGGCUUCCUUGGGCACCUGGACUCAGGUCUGCAUACCCACUCUCUCCAUACACAUAACUAAAAAACUAACUUUUUUUCAAUGUCCUAGUUUUUUGACAUUUGGAGUUCACCGGUCUUCUCACUGGCUUAGGGAAUAGGAGACAUUCUUGGGCUUCCCUCAGCAGGAACCUGGCAUUUCAUUAGGAAUCGUUAUCUCGUAUGAAAAGCUUUCAGUGGCAGGCGCUUUGUGCCAUCUUUCAGCAGAUUUAUCUUAAGUAUUGUUAAAGACCACUUUAUAGCUGUGGACGGGACAACGAAGGAUUAAAAACUUGAGGCUUGGAUUUGAACUCGGCCGUGUGCGACUUUACACAGCUUCAUUUUAUGUGCCCCUGGUUUUACCGGUCAGGCUCCCCUGUCUCCGUCGCGGACUUUUCACUUCCAGCCUUCUGAGCAUGUAACGGUGGUGUUAAUUUCAGAGGACGUUAGUCUAACGAACUCAUUUCCUGUAAGCAAGUGAAAAACUGAGUUGCUUAUUUUUCUGUCUCAUUUUCCCUUUUGUCCAGUGCACUAAUUUUUUUGAGUUAAAUUUGGUGAUUUUCAUUUUCUUGUAAAGCCAUGUUACACAGAGAAACUCUAUCUCAAAAAAAAAAAAACAUUUAAAAAAAAGAAAAGAAAGAAGUUGAAUAUUAAAGAGCCUACAUAUUCAUGAGGCACUCUAUCUGAGAAGCAACCUUCAGACAUACUUCAUGUGAGGGAAAAGGUGGUGAUGUGCUGUGGUAGUGUGGAAAUUUGGUGGCAGUCUUCAAUUUUACUAUGUCUGGUCAUUUUAAGAAUGAGUCAUGAGCUCAAGAGAUGGCUCAGUGGUUAAGAACACUGGCUGCUCUUCUGAAGGCCAGAGUUUGGUUCUCAACACCCACAUCAGACUCCUUACUCCACAUGUGACUCCAACUCCAGGGGGAUCCGACAUCUCUCAUCUCCAAGAGCACCUGUACUCACAUUCUCAUACACACACACACACACACACACACACACACACACACACACACACACACACACAGAAUGAAUCCAUAUGACGGACUGGGCAUUUCAGUUCAGUACCAGGUGUUAAAGUGAUGCUUUCCUGUAAUAUGAACUCAUAAACACCCUUUUACCAGGAAUCCUAUUACAAAGCUAGUGGAUUUUUUUACUUGAAUCUUAACUGCUUUUAACAAAACAUUUUAUUUAGAACAAGCAGCCCGGUGGUGGUGGUGGCGCACACCUUUAAUCCCAGCACUCAGGAGGCAGAGGCAGGUGGAGCUCUGAGUCCAAGGCCAGCCUGGUCUGUAGAGUGUGUUUCAGGACAGCCAGAGCUAUGUAGCGAGACCCUGUAUCAAAACAACAACGAAACCCAUUAUUAGUUGGAAGGGUUUUAUUGUGAAUAAGGGAGAGAGAAUAUCCAGAGGAAGAGUCCAGAGCAGAGAGAAAAAGUAGAUUGGACAGGGCAGGGCUAAGAAAGCAGAGAAGAGUGAAGAUAGCAAGAGAUAAUGCUUACAGGUGAGGGGGGGAUCUGGCGGGUAGAGACCGGACACUGAGGGAAUCUGGAGGCCGACAUGGACUUUGAUAUGCAGCCAUAUGAAGAGCCAUGUGCCCCUUCUUCCAGAGGCAACGGAAACGGCUCCUUUUGGGGGUGGAAAACCCAUUUCACAAGUUCCUAAGGAAUGCUGGCUUUUAUCUAACUGCCAUAAGUCCUUCUGUAGUCUAGCUUGAGUUCAUUUCUAAACAUAUGGACUUCCUGAUCUGUUUGGUAAGGCACCUGUUUCACAUGCACGAGGCGCAGGACAGCAAAACACUCCAAGUCUAGUCUUAUGAAUCCAGUUAUUUUACAAGUGCAUAAGGAAAAUGAGCAAACCCCUGCUGUACCUCUCCCUCCCCAAACGUCUGCUUUGUAGAAAUCAUGAGCAACUGAGUCACACAAUAUGCCUCAUGUAUUUAAAAAUGAAUUCAUUAUUUUCCCCACAGAUUUUGUUUUUUUUCUUUGCUCCCCAGAACGUCGGCACUGGGGGUUCUUGCAUCUUCAGUCCUUCUGCUGCUGUCAGGUUUUAACUGACUUUCACGUAAUGCGAUGCCCCUAGAAUUCAGUGUUGAUAAAAUGACAUCCCACCUGUUCUGAGCAAGUGACAAGCCAUCCAGCUCUGUUCACUUGGUCGCUUCCUAAUCCGAUUCCUCCCACGACUUGUAGCCACCACUUCAUCGACAGCAGAGUACCCAGUGUUGAGCUGAGAACAUUGUCUGCUUACUGUGAUCCUCACAACAGCUUCCCCAAAAUAACCUUGUUCGCCUCGUAUGGACUGAAGGGGUUAAUAAGAUCGACACAGGAGCCGAGUGGCGGUGGCGCAGAGCCAGGCAGAUCUCUGUGAGUUCGAGGCCAGCCUGGUCUACAAAGCGAGUUCCAGGAAAGGCGCAAAGCUACACAGAGAAACCCCGCCUCAAAAAAGUAAAACAAAACAAAACAAAAAGAUCGACACAGGACAUCAAGCUAGCAGAGAAGCCUUGAUUUAAACUCAAAUCAGCUUUAAUUCUCAAUACAAUUAGCUUCUAUUGUCCCAGAAGAACAUGUGUUUUCAAAGUAAGUGAUUAUUAAGUUAAAUUAACUAAUUAGUUUUAGAAUAGUUAAAAGUUUGUGUGACCACAGGCCUAAAUUAACCCAGAACAAUGCUACUUGGCAAAAAUAAAACACCAUGAUGUGAGCGACAUGCAAAAUUUCAAAUUUUUAGUACUAUGUUGAAAAAGUUAAAAAAAAAAUUUAAAACCAAAAAGGUGUAGUCAAUGUUAAUGAAAUAUUUUAUGUGACCACUAUGUAUGUCAAAAAUAUUAGUACAACCAAUUAUUGUAUAAUCAACAAAAUUAUUGAGGUGUGAUAUUUUAUGGUCUUUUGAACUAAGUUUUUGAAGUCUGGUGGACACUAACUUUUGCAUAUAUAUAUUUGCAUAUAUGUGUGUGUGUGUGUGUGUGUGUGUGUGUGUGUGUGUGUGUGUGCACCCUGUGCAUGCAGUGUCCAUGGAAGCUAGAAGAGAACAUCUGAUCCUCUGGAGCUGGCUGGAAUUAUAGACUGUUGUGAGGUGCCAUGUGGGUUUGGAUUCUUAAACAUAGAGUUCAGGAAGGGACCAUGAGGUUCAAGAUGUAAACUUAAGAUCAGCAUAUAAAGAGGGAAUAUUCUAAGAAAAAAGUGGAAAUGGCUAAGGUGCAAACCUAUAGCUCUUAUUUUUGAUUUCUAAAAUUGUUUUUAUUAUUUUUUAUAUAAGCUAAAGAUACCAGUAUGAAGUAUAUACUCAUAUCUUUACUUAGCACACAUUUACACCAUUUUCACUGCCCUGUCUUGGUAUCGUAUAUUCCUGUUAUCCUUUAUAUUUAAUGUGUCGGAUUUUCUUCAUUUCCUCCUAUAUAUUCUUUGUUAUUUAAACUGAGUUAAUGUCAUGUCUUCCUAGCCAAUCCCAGACCUGCAGUCUCAGGAGCCUCUCAGUAGAAAGAUCUAAGGAAAAGAUCCUGAAAUUUGCCAGAACUAAUUAAAACAUUGGCUCCAUCACUUUUCCAUAAAACACAGAGCGGAUAAUAAAGCCUCUGAAAUGUAGCUGGGAAAAUUAGACAAAUGAUAUGUGGAGAAGCAUGGUGUGAGUAAUAAGUUCUCAGUAAACACCGAGGUUGAUCCUUACGACGCAGCAACAUGCUUCUCCAACGCUCAAGUUGGAGGCACUUUGGGGGCUUUCCAGCCUCUUAGUUCAGCCAAUGCUCAGUGAAUGAAAGCCGUUCCUUUUUGCAUUCUUGAACUCUCACACUCACUUCCACCUCGACAGCCCUUUAGCCAUGGCCAAGCUCUUAUCUUUAAAGCUAGCACUUUCUGUUUUCAGUACCGACUCCUUGUUUGCCUCAAAGAUAGACAUGUAGUAAGCAAAUGCUAAGCCAAGGAGACCAGGUCCGAGAAGUCAAACCCUGUCCUCGGAUCAGGCCUUAUUAGUUUCAUGAUUUUCCUCCAUCAAACGUUCCUGAGCUUCCACGUGUGCUCACAGAUCGAAUCCCCCCGACGCCUACCCCACCCGCACACCCCAUUCCCUCAGCGUUAUCUUCACCAGGCUCUUCCUCAUCCUGACAUACCCCACCUUGGUACAGAGGAUUAAACCUCUGGCCAUCACACGAGGUAGGCCGUGCUCUGCCACGGAGCUGGUCCCCCACUUCUCUUUGUAUGUUCUGACUGGAAUUGCUUUUUUCUCUUGGUGUGGACACACCAUCCCCAGGAACUGUGCAUCUGGGACAAGGGACAUUUAAAACCCACGUCUGACUCACUACUGUUGCUUCCUCCUUUUAAAAGUCAAACUCACUGAGGUGCAAAGUGAUUUGGUGUUCCUUAACAUCCCUUUCUCCAGAGCACAUACAGACUUCAAAAACACAACAAAACCAUGAUUUUUCUGUGGAGUGGCAGGUGCACAGCAGGAGCCCAAGAGAAAAACUGGCAGCAAACACCUACUUGAUAGAUACGGACCCUGUGGGCUCAUGUGCUAUUGUGAGAAUAAGACAGAGGCGCAAGUCACAGGAAAAAAAAGACUUAUUCUUACACAAGCACAAAGGAGCCAACGUGAGAAAAGACGGAAGCAUACUCCGUGAGUGAGAGGAGGGGAUCUGCCUGAGGUUGACAGGUACUCAGUCUCUCAGCAUCUUUGAACGUCGAGGUGGCGUGCCAGUCUGUACCAGUGCCCUCCCACACUUCUGCCUGUCCUGACUCCCUGUGAGGUUAAGUCUACACCUGGGGCUGUGAGUUUUACUAUUUUAUGAGAUAAAUGUGCCUUAGUGAUUUUUUUAGGGUUCCACUAUUGUCUUAAACCAGCUGCCAGCUAAAUAUAUUAAAAUCUGUUUAAAUCUAUUGCUUAUAACAGCUUGUUUUCUCACUUCCCUUCACCUCCCACGAUCUCCUAUUUCCUGCAAGCUUGUUGACCAUGUGGUGUUUGAAAAUGGAUUUGAACUCAUUUAUGUUCUCUUUGCCUUUCAUAACUUGCUGUUUCCCUCGGUUUGGAAGCUGUGUUGUCUCAUUAUGACCCAUGUUCCUUCAUUUCUUCAGAGUGAAAACCAGACUAUGCGUCCCGCCGCCCAUGAACCUCCUUGCCACUCACCCUGCAUCCCCAGCUUCCCCAGACUCAGAUGGACCCCAGCUGUUUUCAGGCCCUUGGCAGCCCCUGCACCUGAUUUGGGGACAUCAGUGCUGCUGUGUGUAGAGAGAGCAAAGUGUACUAACCCGGGUUUGUUUCUCAUGAGGCGCUGACCUGUUUAUUACAUCCUGUUUCCUAUAAAAUACAAGAAUGAUGAUAAAAUCCAACAACUUGGAAAAACAAUCAAACCAGCAUUAUGGCCACCACACCUACCAUUUUUUAAAAGAUUUAUUUAUUCAUGUGCUUUAUAUAUCUGAGUGCUCUGUCUUCAUGCACACCAGAAGAAGGAAUCUGAUUCCAUUACAGAUGGUUGUGAGCCAUCAUAUGGUUACUGGGAAUUAAACUCAGGACCUCUGGAAGAGUGGUCAAGUGCUCUUAACUGCUGAGCCAUCUCUCUAGCCCCCCAACACCUACCAUUUUUAUACCAAUGUUUCAAUCUGCCUCUGCAGCUUUCUUGAUGACUAAAAUUAAAAUUUUCAGUUACAUUUUAUUUCUUCAGAACGAGAAAGAGAACAUGAAUAUGCAAAAUCACAGUGUGUGUGUGUGUGUGUGUGUGUGUGUGUGUGUGUGUGUGUGUGUGUGUGUCAGAGGACAACUUGAAAGGGCCUGUUUUCUCCUUCUACCAUACUGGUCUUAGUGUUAAGUACCUUUACGGACUGAGCUCUCUUACCAGCUCUGGGAUAGUCUUUUAACUCACAUCUUGUCCUGUCCCUGUUUCUUCUUCUUUUAAAGAUAUAUUUAAUUCUUAAAUAUAUACGGGUACAUGCCCAAGUGGGCAGGUACCUGUGGAGGCCAGAGAUGUCAAAUCCCCUGGAGCUGGAUGGAUAGGCGGCUGUGAGCUGCUUGACAUGGGUGCUGAGAUCCAAACGCAGACCCUUGGCGAGAGCAGCAUGUGCUCACAUCCGCGGAGUCAUCUCUCUCCAGCCCCCACCAUCUUUUCCUGAAGAAGACCGACAUUUCUUCCCACUCUCACUCUGCUAUGCCAGAGCCGGCGUUUUCUCAUCACUUUCAGUUAAAUUGGUUUCAGCUGAACACACUUUAAAUGAAAACUACGGGAGAUACAGCUGCUGUGCACACAGGAAGGGGAAAUCAGUUCUGCUGUUUAAAGGGGGCUUAAAGAAUACCAACAGCAGUGGAGCUGGGGGUGAAGUUCAAUGCGUAGACUGCUUCCCCGUCAUGCAUCGAGCCCUGGGUUCCAUCCCCAGCACCACACAAGCCAGAUGUGGUGGGAGUGACAAGCCUAUAAUUCCAGCAGUCUGCGAUGGAAGCUCCAGGAACAGAAGUUCAAGGUCACCCUUGUUCAAGGUCACCCUUGGCCAGCCUGACAUACAUGGGGCCCUGUCUCCAAGGAGGAGGGGAUGAUUGGCUGAACACCUGCUAGGCACCAAGUACUUCAUAAUACUGUGUUUUAACUGAAUGAACACAAACUUCCUCGCCUGAGCUCUGUUCUUUGCUGUGUUAUUAGUAGCUCACCUCCAUUGGCAGCUCUGGUAUUUCUAGAAGCUACUAGGCAUGUCUUGAAGCUUCUCCAGUAAGCCUACUUAUGCUGUGUUCUGCUGUGGCUUGCUGAGCAACAGGCUCUCUCCAGAGGAAGCCUCCGCCACAAGCAGAGGCCAACUGGUGCCAUACUGUAGUCCCUGUGUAUGCUGCCACAGCUUUUCCGGUUCCUGACACCAUGGACCCUCAAAGUGACGAAGCAGGGUAGGCAUCUUUGAGCAAGCAGGGAUCAUCACGUUCUGAGUGUGAU
This is a messenger RNA of Peromyscus californicus insignis, 8127 nucleotides long. Its product is annotated as histone H4. Gene Ontology annotation, cellular component: nucleosome. Gene Ontology annotation, biological process: nucleosome assembly. Lineage: Eukaryota; Metazoa; Chordata; Mammalia; Rodentia; Cricetidae. Gene Ontology annotation, molecular function: structural constituent of chromatin; DNA binding; protein heterodimerization activity. The record is from RefSeq and is a predicted model, not a curated record. The transcript has a single exon. The coding region runs from base 114 to 425 and encodes 103 amino acids.